This is a messenger RNA of Danaus chrysippus (African queen), 1359 nucleotides long. NCBI's taxonomy places the organism in Eukaryota, Metazoa, Arthropoda, Insecta, Lepidoptera, Nymphalidae. The record is from the annotation of a GenBank genome assembly.
AUGGCAGAGAUUAGUUUUGCGAAUGCGACAUCUGAUUACGGCUUUUCAGACGUGGUCACCAAUCACUUGAAAGGUAUUGGCCGACUGUUCUACAUCCACUCACCCCAAGAAACUCUAUACGAGAAGACAGAAGAUGUGCCUAACUUUUUUAGACAGUCAUAUCCGUAUUUUUUAUUGUUCAUGAUUAUUGAACACAUAGUUUUAAGAUUAGAAGGCAAGAAGGGCAUCAGACUAAACGAUGGAAUAACAAGUAUAUCCCAUGGAAUAUUCCUUGAAUGUGGCAGACUGUUAUGGCGCGGAGGGGAAUCGUAUUUGUACACCUGGAUUUACACCAACUACAGACUUGUAGACCUGCCUUGGGACAAUACGAUGACUUGGUAUGCUGCGGCGUUAGGAGUCGACUUCUGUUACUAUUGGAUGCAUAGAGCUUGUCAUGAGAUUCAUAUACUGUGGGCCCAACACCAAGUGCAUCACACUUCUGAAGACUUUAAUAUGGGGGUCGGCAUCAGACAAUCUGUAGUACAAGGCUGGUGUGGCUUCAUUUUCUACCUACCGCUCGCGAUGGCAAUACCGCCAGCGCAAUUCAUUAUGCACCACCAGUUCAGCUACUUAUACAUGUUCUGGAUACACACUGAGGCAAUCAAGAGCCUGGGACCAUUAGAAUACAUCCUUAAUACUCCCAGCCAUCACAGAGUACAUCAUGGCAGCAACAAAUAUUGCUUAGACGUGAACUACGGCGGUGUGCUCAUUAUAUGGGAUCGACUAUUCGGCACGUUCAGGCCUGAAACUGACAAAAUAGAAAUUGUAUAUGGCCUUAUAUACAACCAGCCGUCCUUCAACCCUCUUUACUUACAGGUAUUUUACAAUGGUUAUGAAUUAGAAAAAAUCCGACGUCUUCAAACUUUGGAGCACAAAAUCAAGGCCGUUGUUUGGGGACCAAGUUGGGAACCAGGGACAGCUAGACUAGGAGAUGAAGAUGAAAAGGUAGAUAUUGAAAACCGGGACAAAUAUGACGUAUUUCUACCAUCGUGGUGCAACAUUUACAUUGUCUUGCACUACUCUCUCGUUCUCUACGGCUUCUUUGAACUCGCUUCUCGUUAUAUGGGCAUGACACCGAUAUCGGUUGUAAUUUUCGUGUUCUACGUCGUCGCAUCGUUGACUAUUAUCGGUAUGAUAUUCGACAACUCUAAAUACGCUCCGUUCCUGGAAGUCCUUCGUUGUUCGAUGCUCGCAUUCCUCACGAGAAGUCUCGGCACCAGCCCGACUAUGACCGGACUUCAAGUGUUCUACGUUAUAUCAGCCAUGUUUUGGUGUUUACAUACAUUGAAACUAUUAGAAAUAAAGAAGAAAGUAGCCUAG